Messenger RNA from Paramisgurnus dabryanus, 5037 nucleotides. Its product is annotated as protein APCDD1-like. Gene Ontology annotation, molecular function: Wnt-protein binding. NCBI's taxonomy places the organism in Eukaryota, Metazoa, Chordata, Actinopteri, Cypriniformes, Cobitidae. Gene Ontology annotation, cellular component: plasma membrane. The record is from RefSeq and is a predicted model, not a curated record. Gene Ontology annotation, biological process: negative regulation of Wnt signaling pathway.
GAUACACAUUUCUCUAUAGCUCCUGAUAUCCUAAUGCAGAAUUCCUCUGAGAUCUUUGUUAUGAUUUUUCAGGGAUUGCUCCACGUUUAGUGGGAAGAGCUACAGAUCUGAAGAUUAAUAAGAGCUUUUGAAAUGUGACGCCUCAGUCGUGUGUCUGUGCGGUUCAGAUGGAUCUCUGUGCAGUUCUGGCUCAAUGAUUGAUAAAGUUCAGGAUAAAGGUGAAGCUUUCAGGGAACGCACUGAUCGAGAAUCUCUUUUGCAAUGGCCGUAUCUGUGAUGUUGGUGCUGAUGGCGUUUGGUUGGGUGGAUUCGUCCUCACUGCAUUUCAAUGAUGGCCUUCAGCUUCCCUCCACUGAUCCAUCGUGUCACCUGAUGCUGAAGCACAUGCAUAACAGCGCUCGCGUCUCCAUCCAGAUGCCACCGAACAUUCAGGGCCACUGGGUCUCCACCAGCUGUGAGGUUCGGCCGGGUCCAGAGUUCAUCACGCGCUCGUACCGAUUCUUCCUCAACAACUCAUUUCAGACACACCAGUUCUACUACGCCGACAAUCACUGCACGCGCCCAACAUACACACUGGUGACGCGCGGCCGCUUGCGUCUUCGCCAAGCAUCGUGGAUCGUGCGUGGCGGCACCGAAGCUGAUUAUCAGAUCCACCGCACCCAGGUGGUCUUUCACUCAGCGGCUGUGGCCAGAGAGCUCAGUGAAAGGCUGAAGCACAGCUCCAGGAACUUUGAUGCAUGGAUGCCGAACGUGAGUUACAACAUAUGGCGUGAGGAUGGCAGCCUGAACGUUGCCAUGCACGAGCUGCAGCUGUUGCGUGUGGAGAAGCGCUACCUGAACCGGAAUCCGGAUCAUCUGGUGGAGGAGCUUUACCUGGGUGACAUCCACACAGAACCAGAGGAACGGAGGUUUUACCGACCCUCCAGUUACCAGCCCGCACUGCAGAACACCAAGAAUCACGACCACAGCUGCUUGGACUGCCACCUCAUCAGCCGUUCUGAUGAAUUUCACCCUCCCAUUCUCCCUCUGCAGCCAGACCUUGCAGUACACCUGCACGGCCACUGGGUCUCUCAGCGCUGUGAAGUCCGGCCGGAGGUUCUCUUUCUCACCCGACACUUUAUAUUCCACGACAAUAACAACACAUGGGAAGGAAAUUAUCACCACUAUUCUGACCCACUCUGCAAACACCCCACGUUCAGCAUUUACGCCAGAGGCCGAUACAGCGGUGGACAUCUGUCUCGACGUGUCAUGGGUGCCACAGAGUUUGUAUUUGAAGUAAAUCACAUGCGCGUUACCCCCAUGGACGUCACGGCAACGUCACUACUCAACAACUUUAACAGGGACGAGUGUGGCGCUCGAGGCUCCUGGCAGGUGGGCGUGGUUCAGGACGUCACUCCAACCAAUGGCUGCGCAGCGCUGGGCAUCCGCCUUCCACACAUAGAGCACGAGCUCUUUCGGAUGGAGCAGGACAUUCACGGACGACUCGUACUCUACAACGGACAGCGGCCCAGCGAUGGCUCCAGUCCGGACCGUCCAGAGAAGAGAGCGACCUCCUAUCAAAUGCCGCUGCUCCAGUGUUCUGCCAGCCACCGCAGGGCACCCGUCAGCCUGGGAAACGAUGCUGCAUGGCGCCGUUACCAUGGCAACCUGGCAACAAUCGUAGCGGUUGUGGCCUCGAACGUGUUUACGAGUUUCUUUUGCUAAUGGACUGAGACAGAAUUAUGCAAAAACACUACUGAAGUUAACCAAGCGCGAGAGCGGACCUACUGAUGCAGAACUCACCUGCUUAACACAGCAGAAACUGCGCGCUUUACCUCAACAGAGCUGCAAAUUUGUCAGAUAAAUUCUGUCAUUGGUUGCGUCCGAAAGCUUAGGCAGCUGACUUGUUGCUUCGCUGCUUCAUGAGGCAAUGACUUCGGGGAAUGAAGGCAGCUCCGAAACACAUUCGGACAGCCUUCAUAGGCAGUGUAGUGGAAUUCUGUUUGAAAUAUAAACAGAGAGCGCAUUUGUGUUAACUAAUCCCAUAUUUGAAAACUACAAUAUACAUUUUUGGCUAGAAAUGCAAUUAAAAGGUGUAAAAAGAGAAAACAUACAUUUAUUUACACUAAAUUUGUGCUUCUUGGCCGCCAUUUUUAUUUUAUUUUUUUGAACUCGAACAGGCUCAACCACUCACAUUCACUGUGCACGUCCACACAUAGGAUUUUGGGACAGGACAACGAAGGUAUCCCAGGAGACGGGAAGUAAACCUUACAUUGGAUUCAGACGUGGCUUGACGCUUUCGUGCUGGAAUGAAGGCAUCAAGGCUUUCGGACACAGCCAUUGUUUACUCACCAUCGAGUCAGAGUGACUGUCAAGCUCCAAAAUAUGACUUAUAAAAAAUUAAACGGGGUGGUAUCACAAAACAGUUUAUGCAAUUUACUACCAGCCCUGAUGGUCAUUAAACAUUAACAUAUUUGUGGACAUUAUCAGCAGGUUUGAGAGGACGUGAGGGCGGGUACAUGACAAAUUUGUGUUUUUGUUCUGUGGAUGUUUAUUUAUCUACAGAUGUGUUGUACAGAGAUGACAAAGUGACUUGUUUAAGGGCUCCAUGGAGAAUAAAGGUAGUUUAAUAAACUGUAAAUGAACACUGCUGAGUUAAAGUGAUAGUUCACCAAAUAACGAGAAUCUGCUGGUAAUUUACUCAUAAUUAGAACUGACAAGAUGUUAGGUGACAUUUGUGACCCUGUCUGUAAAAACCAAGUGAUUUACUGUUUCCUAAGUCAUCGUACAUAAUGUGAAGGACAUUCUGGAAAAAUAUAACCUUGAUAUCUUUAAAGCAACACCAAAGAGUUUUUUUUACCUUAAAAUAACGUUUCCAAAAAAGUUUCAGUCGUUCAUCCACACGAAACAGGGUGAACGGCACUUUCACAUUCCCUUUGGAGCCCUCUAUCGGCCAAAACCGCCGGGUCGCAGUCCUGUAGUUCGAGUGAAAACUACAAAAACUUGCUUUACGGCAGACCUACAAUCCAAUCAGAGCCAGAUAUGCUGCAGUAGGCUAAAUUAUUUACGACAGUGGUAAUGGACAAUUCUGCUACCAACCUGUAGGGGGAGCAGAGAGCAAAAACUCUUAAGUGUUGUUUUAAUAUUGACAAAGGUCAUGUCAAAGAUCGAAAUCAAAGUUUGAUGCAUCUCGUUGUUAUAUUGUGAGACUUUAGUCUGGAUUUCACUGGCAGGGAGACAUUUUUCUCUUCAGUAAAGAAUUUAGGAUGAAAGCCUGGUCUUGGAAAUUCAUUAAAAUUAAGUCCUCAGGUCAUGACAGUUUGUCAAAAAAGCAGAAACAGGCAACACAAAAUUAUCACAAUGAGUACGUUAACAGCUAAUGUUCAAUACUCAGUAAACUACCACUUUAAACCUUUCACAUGACUUUAUUUUCACUGAAGGAAAUUUGCAGUACUAUUGUGAGUCCAGAGGUAUCAGACUCGUCAAAUUGAACAAGCAAAAAAAACUUGGUUCCUGACAUCUGAUCUGUAUGAUGGUUUCAGGGAACGUAAACAGAACAGAACAAAGGAAACAAAAUGGGAAUUUUCUGGAAUACUUGUUUCCUGCUUUAUCAUGAAAUAGGUGAUGUAAUUUUUUUUAAUAAUUACUCCACUUUCAUAAAACAAUUCUGAUAAUUAACUCACCCCAUGUCAUCUAAAAUAUUUUUUCAGGAAAACAUUCCAGGAUUUUUCUCCAUAUAGUGGACUUUAGGUCUCUAAAUGAUCCCAACUGAGGCAUAAAGGUCUUAUCUAGCAAAACGAUCAUCAUUUUCAUUAUGUAAGGCUGGUGCAUCACACAGAUGAGAAGUUGUGGUUUAUAAGUACUUUUUUUGGGGGGAGGUGGGCCAAAAUGCAGAUUGUUUCACUAGAUAAGACCCUUAUGCCUCAUAUGGGAUCAUUUAGAGCCCUUUGAAGCUGCAUUGAAACUGCAAACUCCACUUAAAGGUGCAGUGUGUAAAUUUUAGCAGCAUCUAGUGGUGAGGUUGCAAAAUGGAACCAACGGCUCAUGUCCAGUGCUCACCACUCGCUUUUGAAACACAUAGAGAAGCUACGGUAGCUGCCACCGGACAAUCACGUCAUUGUCGGAGACAACUUUGUCCCACAGUUUGUCCGUUAAAGACUUCGGUAGAAAUAUGGUGGCACAAAAUGGCGACUUCCACGUAAGGGGACCCUUUGUGUAUGUAGAUAAAAAACGUCUCAUUCUAAGGUAAUAAACACAUAACGGUUCAUUAUAAAAGGUCUUUAUACACCCCUGAUAAUAUAGUUUUACAUUUUAUAUUUCUGUCAAGAGAUCCUUCUAAAAAUUACACACUGCACCUUUAAGUCCACUAUAUGGGGAAAAAUCAUGGAAUGUUUUCCUCAAAAAAAUAAAAACUUACAUUUUGACUUAACAAAGAAAGAGAAACAUCUUGAAUGACCUGGAGAGAGUAAAUUAUCAGAACUUUUUAUGAAAGUGGAGUAAUCCUUAAGGAGGCGAUUUUGUUUAACAGUGUGCUGUUUUCUACACAAAAUACUACAUAAUGUACAGAAUUUUUUUUGAAAAUAUAACCUUGAUAUUUUUUAUGUUGACUGAGUAAGAUUGUGUCAAAGUUUGAAAUCAAUGACUGAAAUCACUUUCAUUUUCCUAAUCUCAUUUUUAAAUUAUGAGACUUCAGACUGGAUUUCACAGGCAGGGUCACAUAAUCCAUUGAUUGGACAGAUGCUAUCCAAAUAACUGGACUGUAAAAUUUAAAUGAAAGUUUUUCAUUCAUUGUUUAAAGUACUAAACAAAAAACAAUAAGGUGUGAAUAUGAUCAUUUAAACUAACUAAUAUAAUUGCAAAUAGAUUAUUUCACGGAGAGCAAAAUAAAGGACACACAGGCUGAACUUUCUAUUUUUCUUUUAAUUUCUUGAACAUCAUCUAGUAUGAGACAGUAAAGACAUCUGUGAACAUUUGUGGAAAAAAUGCUCUGUUUUGAGAGAAAGUACAUUAAUAAUAUAAUUAAUAAAUGAUAAUAAUAAUAAUAAUAAUAAUAAUAAU